AUGCAUGGUAAACCAGUUGACACGAUUGUUAUUACUUCUGAUACAUUUGAUCGAGUACCUAAGGACAGAUGUUUUAUAGUAUACAUAUCAUUUAUUAUUCAUGGUCUUGGUUGUUUUCUACCAUGGAAUCUAUUAUUUCAUAGCUACGAAUAUUUUAUUUGUUGCAAAUUUCUUGGUGAUGAUUCGGAUAUCUAUCGUCAACACUUUUUAAGUUUUUGUGCAUUAGCUGCUAUACUUGCAGCUUUAGUUACUACUGGUAUCGGUUUAUUUAUUGGUUUUCAUGGCGAUACAAAACGACGUAUUGUACCAUCGAUUGUCGUACUUAUUAUUAUGUUCAUUUUACAGGUGCUAUUCGCUGUAUUUGAUGCUCGUGAUUCCUCAGGUGUCUUCCUUUGUGUGACAAUACUCAAUAUUGUAGUUAUUGGAGCUUUUAUUGGUCUUUACUUGUCAAGUAUUUCAGGCAUUGUAUCAUACUUUCCUGAUCGAUAUGUAAAUGCAGUUGUUAUAGGCACAUCAUUUGGAAUAUUGAUUGCUAUAUGUAGUCGAGUUGCAUUUAAAUAUUAUUCAAAUGAUGCAAGAGUUAUUGCAAUUUAUUUUCUUGUUUCUGCUAUAAUUACGUUACUCGUUUGUUUCGAUACCUAUUUUGCUUUUCCUUAUUCGCGUUUAUUUCGAUUUUAUCAUACAUCAAUAAAAAUCGAUUUAUUACAUACAACAAAAGGACGUCUAUUUCAAGUACCAUAUGGAAGUGUAUUAAAACAAAUUUGGAUUCAAUGUAUAUCUAUAUUUUUACAUUAUUUUUCGACAGUCACUCUUUUUCCGAGUAUUCUCAGUCAAGUACAAAGUGCAGCACCAACAUUUCUUCUUCCUAAUCUUCAAUUUAUUGAUGCAGUUGUUCUAAUUAAUUUUGGAAUAUUUAAUCUUCUCGGAAAUCUUUUUGCAGGUUGUGUAAAAAAACCAUAUUCUCGAUGGAUUUUAUUCUUCGUUUUUGUUCGUGCAAUAGCAGUAUUGUUUACAUUUCUUUUUAUUAAUUUUGAACCAUAUUCAAGAAAUAAUUUACCAGUAUUAAUUCAUGAUGAUCAUAUUUUUAUGGGACUUGUCAUGUUUUUUGCAUUUACACAUGGAUAUUUUAAUUCAAUGUUACAAAUGUUAACAACAAAAUCAGUAGAACCAUAUCUAUCGGCUACAUCAGCUGUUGUUUUACAAUUGUUUAUAUUUGCUGGCUGUUUUUGUGGUAUUAUAGGUUCAUUUGUAUAUCAAUUUUUAGCAACAUUGCUUUAA
This is a messenger RNA of Adineta steineri, 1278 nucleotides long. NCBI's taxonomy places the organism in Eukaryota, Metazoa, Rotifera, Eurotatoria, Adinetida, Adinetidae. The record is from the annotation of a GenBank genome assembly.